Molecule: messenger RNA, 754 nt
Organism: Lacerta agilis (Sand lizard)
Lineage: Eukaryota; Metazoa; Chordata; Lepidosauria; Squamata; Lacertidae
Product: distal membrane-arm assembly complex protein 1-like
Exons: 2
Coding region: 16-396 (126 amino acids)
Source: RefSeq, a predicted model, not a curated record
AGGGGAGUUGUUGGCAUGCCGGACACCCAUUGCAGUGCACGCCCCCCUUUCUGCUUCCACCGAGACGAGGGACAGGAAGCAGAACGGCUUCCGGGCGCCGCCAUCUUCCUCCCCCCGCAGGAAAGCCGAGGCAUGUCUUCGAGUGUCCAGGGCGCCGCUUCCUCACCGGAGCAGAAACGCUCCUUUUUCUGGUCCUGCUUCAGCUGCCGCGCCCUGAGCGGGGGGGCAUUGAUCGCCUCCUCCUUCUUCGUCUGUUCGGGGCCCCUCCGGAUUAUGAGCCACAGGAUCCCUCCCAGCAUGGGCAACAUCGCCCAGAUGACCUUCGCCAUCUGUCUCUUGUGUUGGGGUGUUACCGUGUGGGUAAACCCAGUUGGAAGCUACAAGAAAGAUGAGUGAAUAGCAGUACCCCAUUACUGGAUGCCCACCAUCUUUUUCCGGAUCUGGCAGCAGUAGCCAAUAAAAGACUAAUGGAGGGAAAUACCCUGGAUUUUUUUGUGAUGUCUGUGGCAAGCUGGUUUAUAUGCCAAGAAGACACCGUGCACCCUCUGCAGAGACUUUAGUGUAUCGUGCUUUCCCUACGACGGAGAUUGUCAGUAGAAGCUAUGAUGUAUGUCAUAGCUGGGAGGGGAGAAAAUCUGCUUCCUCCUGCAUUUAAAAAAAACACCCCUAAGCACCAUGUAUUCUAUGUAAACAUUUAACUGGAUUUGUUUUAAUUAAAUCAAGCUCUGUUUCCGCAUCAGGGGCUGUAGUUUCA